AUGGAUAGGAACUACCCCAGCGCCGGCUUCGGGGAUCCGCUGGGCGCCGGCCCGGGAUGGAGCUACGAGCGCUCGGCCAAGGCCAGCUUGGUGUAUGGUGGAUCCCGAAGCUCGCAUCCAGACACAGAUAUUUUACACCGCCAAGCAUAUGCCGCUCCCCAUCCUCUGCAGGGCUAUGCCACAAACCACCACCCAGCAGGUCUUUCUGGCUUAUUUGAGACUGGGCUCCAUCAUGCCAGUAGUGCCACCCCCGAUGCCUCUGUCAUGAACCUCAUCUCGGCUCUGGAGUCACGGGCACCACAACCAGGCCCUUCUGCUUCUUCCCUGCUGUCCCAGUUCCGCACCCCAUCCUGGCAAACAGCCAUGCACACUCCGGCGCCCGCUGAGCUCUUCAUCUCAGGGGCCCUCCCGGGCUCUGGCACUUUCCCUUCCUCAUCAGCACUCUCUGCUUACCAGCAUCCAGCCUCUUUCAGCGGGCGCAGCUUCCCAGUCACUUCAUCCCUUACCCUCCAGGAUGCUACUUUCAGCCCAACAUCCAAUGGCCUGCUAUCUCCCCAUGAUCCUCUGCUUCACAUCAAAUCCUCUCAGCCCAGUGUUCCUUCAUCCCUCAGCUUUGACCGGAUGGGCAGUGCGGUAUUGAGUACAGGCUUACCCUCUCAGAGCUCAGCAUAUCGUAGUGCUCAAGAAUCGGCUUCCCGUCACCUCCCCUCCCAGUUCAACCUUUUGUCAUCCUCACUGGGUCCAUCUGACCAGACAUCCCAGCUCUACAACACCUCAGUCUUCUCCAGUUCCCCUGCCUCCUCCAUUGAGCGGGCCAUCCCCCGGCAAGAUAGUGUGAUCAAACAUUACCAGAGACCUUCCAGUGCCCAGCCACAGCUGUCUGCUGCCCAUUCUCUCCAGCAUUAUUUGAGCUGCGGGGGCAGCUACCAGCAGAUGCCCCACCGCUCCAGCCUUUCAUGUAGUCCCUUGGGUGAGCAGUCUCCCGCCAGCAGUGAAGGCUCUCAGCAGCAGAAGACCCCACAGGCCACACGACAAGAGCCCUCUCAAAGCUACCAUCCCAUUAUUCAAUCUUCCAGCUAUUCUGGUACCACCUCUUCAAAAUCCAAGAGUUACUCUGCCUCCCGCCAACCACCUCGUUCUACAGCCACACCCAAGUGCCAAAGCAACUACAGUUCAUCCACGCCCAAGCCCAGCUCUGUCAUUGCAAGCCAGUCACAGGCCUAUUCGCCUGGUCAGACUCAGAGUCUCCUUUCCAUGAGCCAAACGCAGAGUUACUCUGUCAGCCAGCCACAAAAUCUCUCUUCAGUUAGCCAGGCCUCACAGGGCUUCAGCAGCAACCAGGCCCAGGACCUCACAAGCGUUAGUAAAACUCAGAGUUAUUCAACCAAUGGGCAGGCUCAGCAGGGCCAAGCUGGGCAAGGAGGACAAGGACUGCAGACUUGUCAAAAUCAGACUUACUCUCCUGAGCAGCUGCAAGGCUUGUCAUCUGUUGGGUACAGUGUUCAGGCUGAGCCCCAUGUUUCUGUCAGCCAGACACCGACCUAUGUACCAGCUCAUUCUCAAAGGAUGCCCACAGCUAGCCCAUCGUUGAGUUACAGCACUGGCCAUUCUCCAGCUAUGCCAGGGCACAGCCAGUCUAUUGGUUACUCCCAUGGGCAGAACCUUCCAGAUUCAAGUCCUUCCCAGAUCAUCCGGCCUCUCCAGUCACCUACCACUAACAGGCCCCAGAGUGUGGCAUCACCUGGCCAGUCCCAGAAGUAUCUCACUUCUGUAUUGUCCCCUUCAUUCAUGCAGACGGCUCACACACAAAGCUACCAGGGUUCCCAGGGUGGGUUAGAGAGAGGACCAUCUUACAGUAAAGCCAAGGCUGACUCGGACCUCCUGUCAUCUGAGCGGACUGAAGAUGAAGAGUUUUUAAUCCAGCACUUGCUGCAGUCACAGAGCCCACCAAGGGUGCCCACAGAAGGCAUGGUAGAGUGUGAGGAGAGGGCAGGGAAAGGGAUGGGCUAUGAGUUGAGCAAGACUGAAGAGCGUUACCACUUGCAAAGUGUAAUUCGGACCAACUCAAAUCUGGACAACCAAGGCCUGGAGAUGUCCUUGCAAAGCUUAAAGGACAAAAAGAAAGGAGAGAGGUCCAAAGAGUACCCCCAUACACACUCAACUCCAGAGUCUUUGACCACCUCUGUGGUCCAUUACAGCCAUCAAGCUGGGUCUAUAGACUCUUAUGGACAAGACAUAAAGAAGUCGGUGGAGCAGCACCUCCAGGGUGGCCACAUGGAUUCUGGCAGUAAGGAAAUAUCUCAGGCCCAUUCUUAUUUGCAGAAGACUCCUGAGCAUGCCUCCCAGCCACAUCCCAUGGAGUCCCAUGGAUUGAUGGCUGGCCAGCAGGGUGCUACCCUGAUGUUGGACUCCCCUCCUGAUUUGCCGCCUCUUUCCCUUUCCCAGCAACAGCAGCAGUCCCAGCUGCUCCAGUCGGUGCUCACUCACACCCAAAGCCAGAUGCACUCUCGUGGGAAGGUUCACACCCCACUGGAAGUCCAUCUUAUGGAGCCUCAGCAUAUGCAUCAGGCUGAAGCACCCUCACCGCAGCUUCAGAUGCAAGCAUUGGAAGCCCACCUCCACCAGGCCCAUGUUCAUUCUCAGAGCAUGGAAGCACAGCUUCUUGAGCCACAGCAGUCCCCUCAGCUCCAAGGCCAGCUGCAGCCAGAAAGGAUACAGUCUGAGGGCAUGGACGUGGUGCCCCAAGGCAACCUUUCCCAGUCCCAAGAGAUCCAGGACUUCUUAGAGCCCGAGCUGAGUUUGGAAUCCCACCUGGGACAGAGUGGGACAGUGCAGAGUCAACAGCAUCUCCUUCCCGAUUCCAGUUUGGAUCCCGACUCCUCUCAGCAAGUUCCUCAAGGCCAACUUCAAGGCAAGGACCAGUUUGAGAGCCCCAGCCCUCAAGAAGCCAAGCAACGGUUUGUUCCCCUCACCUCCAUCUGCUUCCCAGACUCUUUGUUACAAGAUGAAGACCGUAGCUUCUUCCCUGGCAUGGAGGACAUGUUUGGCCCCCCUCCCUGUGCAGGGGAUGAGUUUCCUAAGCCAGAUGAUGGCACACAGGGUAUGGAGAGGGGUGAAGGAAUGAAAGGAGGAGGCUAUGAUAUAAUGCCUGGUGGACAAGGCUACCAGAGUUACUGCCAAUCAGAAAGUGGGGAUGGACAGCACUUGGGGUUAGAGACAGUGUCAGUGAAACACGAGUUGCCUUCUACAGUCAACACAGAACAACUGGGACUGAUUCAGCAAACUGGGACAGCUCCGGUUUCAGAAUCCAAGUCAGGCCUGACCUCACCAAUCUUCUGCUCUUCCAAGCCCAAGAAGCUGCUGAAGACUUCCUCCUUCCAUUUGCUGAAAAAACGGGAACCACCUUUCCAACCUCCCAAAAAGAACUAUGCCCAGGAGUAUGAAUUUGAAGAUGAUGAGGACAAGGAGGAUGUUCCAGCUGACAUCCGCCUUAAUAGCCGCCGCCUGCCUGAUCUGCUACCUGACCUCAUUUCCAGCUGCCGGACAAACCGGACCAGCCUUAGCCCUAUGGGCGACAUAGACUUUUGUGCACCAAACAGCCUCAUGGAGGGGCCCAAGCGGCGAGGCCGCAAGCCCACCAAGCCUAAGCGGGAGGGCCCACCCCGCCCUCGUGGGAGGCCCCGCAUCCGGCCCCUGACUGAACCACCCCAUGGUGUGGCUCAUGAUGGUACCAAGAAGCCCCGCGGCCGGGGAAGAGGGAGGGGCAAGAAAGCCAGGGAGGAGGGGGUUGAGCCAGGUGCAGACUUGGAAUCCCUCAAACCACUCAAGAUCAAACUGCCAGUCCCCAAAGGUUUGGAGGGAUCUUAUUUGGAGGCUCCUACCCCAUCUCACCAGUCCACCCAAGAGAGCAGCUUGGAUAGCAACCAGACAAGAGAGAAGAUCAAACAGAAGAUCAAGGAGGUGGAAGACAAGCAGCCUGAGAUGAAGUCAGGGUUCAUGGCCUCCUUCCUGGACUUCCUGAAGUCAGGCAAGCGCCAGACACUGCCUUCAUCCACCACCUCCUUGGCAACAUCUCGUCCCCCAUUGGCUACAUCCUCGUCCUCCCAGCCCCCAGCCCCCUUUAGCAUGGCACCCCCAAUGCUGCCUGGUGGUUUGGAUGGGCCAGAAGGCGAUCCGGCUGGACUUGUCAUGAGCUGUACCAGCCCCUGCAAACGGCUUGACGAGGAGCUGAAGCGUAACCUGGAGACAUUGCCCUCAUUCUCAUCAGAUGAGGAAGACUCUGUUAGCAAGAACCAGGACCUGCAGAAGAGCAUCUCCUCAGCCAUCUCAGCGCUCUAUGAUCCCACUGAUCGUAAGGAUGGAGAACUCAAUAUGCCACCGGUUGUGGUGAAGGCCUCCAGCCCCACUCCUUCAAUGGCAGCAGAUGCCCAGCAAGAGCAGCCGCCCCCACCCAUCUCUCCAGCCCCCUCACUCAAGGAGCCUCCCCCAGUGCUAGAAGAGCCACCACCACAGGCAUCUCCUGAACCAGAAGACCCCGAGGACACACGGCCUCUUCACCUUGCUAAAAAGCAGGAGACUGCAGCCAUUUGUGGAGAGACAGAUGAGGAGGUGGAGAGUGGUGGUGAGGGGAUCUUCCGAGAGCGGGAUGAGUUUGUCAUACGUGUUGAGGAUGUUCAGGCUCUCAAGCUUGCACUUCAGACUGGGCGGGAACCACCUCCAAUCUGGCGAGUACAGAAAGCUUUGCUUCAAAAGUUUACACCAGAAAUCAAGGAUGGCCAGCGUCAGUUCUGUGCAACCAGCAAUUAUCUGGGCUAUUUUGGUGAUGCCAAGAACCGUUACCAACGACUCUAUGUUAAAUUCUUGGAGAAUAUCAACAAGAAAGAUUAUGUCCGUGUGUGUUCUAAGAAACCUUGGCACCGGCCUCUGCAAGCUGUCAGGAGACAAAGUCAGCCCAAGGCUUCUACCCCCAAGGUUCCAGUGACACCCAAAGUUGAAAAACCUGAGAAGCUGGAAGUCCCAGGGAGAGCUGAGAAACCCCAAAAGCCUAUUAAGGUUGAGAAGCUCCCCAAGGCUGAAAAAAUGGACAAAACAGAGAAUCUUCCCAAAGUGGAGAAAGGACCUAAGCCAGAAAAGCCCCCCAAGGCAGAGAAAUUAGCCAAGGCAGAAAAGCCCCCCAGAGUGGAAAAAGCAGACCCUCCUGUGACCAUGCUCAUGAAAGAUGCCCCAGGCAGCGGAACUUCUAAACCCAAGCCAAAGCCGGCCAAGGUGAAAGCUAAGCCACCCCCCAAGAAGAGGAAAAAAUGGCUCAAGGAAGCAUCUUCUUCAGACUCGGAUUCUAGCCCUGACCAGCAGAGUGAGGAGGAACAUGUCCCCACAGGUCGCAUUCUCAAUACACGAGCUAUGAAGGAGAUGUACCGCAGUUACGUGGAAAUGCUGGUCAGCACUGCCCUUGAUCCAGACAUGAUCCAAGCUCUUGAGGAUACAAACGAUGAACUGUAUCUCCCGCCCAUGAGGAAAAUUGAUGGAAUUUUGAACGAUCAUAAGAAAAAGGUGCUGAAGAGAAUGUCACUGAAUCCAUCACUACAGGAGGCACUCCACAUGUUCCCCCAACUCCAUGCUGAGACAUGUGAUACAACAGUUAAGUUGCGCUCAGGUGGUGAUCCUUACAACCGCAAGACUCUCAACAAACUCAAGAAGAAUGUAUCCAAACCACAGGAAUUCAAUGUGGAAGCAGAGAAGUCCCUUUUCUACACUCUCUACCAUUCCCUUCACCACUACAAAUACCACACCUUUCUGCGUUGUAAGGAUGAGACAAUGGCAAUUGAGAGUCAAAACGAAGACUUGGGCCAGGAGGAGGUGGUGCAGCAGUGCAUGCGCAACCAGCCAUGGCUGGAGAAACUGUUUGACUCCUUCAGCAAAUUGCUGACUCAGGCUCAAAGCAAAUGUGUGUGACACCAUC
Protobothrops mucrosquamatus (brown spotted pit viper) is the source of this 5959-nucleotide messenger RNA. RefSeq names its product proline-rich protein 12-like. The coding region runs from base 1 to 5952 and encodes 1983 amino acids. The transcript has 15 exons. The record is from RefSeq and is a predicted model, not a curated record. Lineage: Eukaryota; Metazoa; Chordata; Lepidosauria; Squamata; Viperidae.